Messenger RNA from Drosophila hydei, 1415 nucleotides. RefSeq names its product transcription factor kayak. Gene Ontology annotation, molecular function: ubiquitin protein ligase activity. The record is from RefSeq and is a predicted model, not a curated record. Bases 112 to 1263 code for a protein of 383 amino acids. Gene Ontology annotation, biological process: protein polyubiquitination; protein monoubiquitination. NCBI's taxonomy places the organism in Eukaryota, Metazoa, Arthropoda, Insecta, Diptera, Drosophilidae. The transcript has 2 exons.
UUGGGCUUUGCCUGUGCUGUCUGUCUGUCAUAUUUGUAUCUUUCUGUGUCCGUUUUCGUUUUUAGUGAAAUUCUAGGGAAUAUUUAAGAUAAUCCAUCAAAUAUUAGCGAAAUGGGCUCGCGCUACAUGGUCUAUUGGCGGGUGUACGUCUACUCGAACAACUUGUAUUCGCUGCCGGAAAGCGAGUCGCGCAGCUACCGUGAUUGCACGCCAUUGAUGUACAGACGCAAUUCGGACGAGGUGCAUCGUCUGCUGAGCUUUGCCAAUCGUGAGCUGUCGGUGCUGCUGUGCAACACGCAGACGGAGCUGCUGACCGUCUUCGAUGUGCUGCAGGAGCUCAUCCUGGAUGUGAGCAUGAAGAGCGUGGAGUUCAAUGCGACGCUGGCUGCCUUUCUGGGGCCCAAGACAAAUCAUUUCGUGCACGAACUCAUUAACUUUGCACGCUCCCCCUACGACGAUCUGAUCAGCUACGAAUGCAAUGUGCAGUACCGAGCUAGGCCCAUGGAAGCUGUGGAGCAGCAGCAGCAGCAGCAGCAGCAGCAGCAGUCGUCGUCGCAUCUCAUGCUGAACUUUGUCGAGUUCUCUGCGUGCGUGGACGAGAAUGAGUGCGUUAGCUUCACGGCUGAUCUGGAGGUGGAGGACGAGGAUCCCGACGAGAUCGAUGAGCUGGCGGACUUGAAUGAUUUGAAUACGCCACUGCUCCUGGAGCUGCGUCGCCUGCUCGCCGAGCGCAAUGCAUCGGGCACGCUGCGCGGCAAUCAGCCGGCCAGCCAGUUGGCCAAUGAGCUGGUGUUGCAGGCAACCAAUACGGCAGCAGCGGCCGUGGCAGCGGGCGUGGCUGGCAACAGCAGCAACUCCAACUCCAACUCCAACUCCAACUCGAACUCCAACUCCAAUUCCAACUCAAAUUCGAGCAACAGCACAGGCGCGCCGGGCAACGGCAAUCUGCUGGCCAAUGAUCUGGGCCUUGAGGUGGCCAUCGAGCGCAGCAUGCUGGAUCGCUUGGGCUCCGACUACUAUAUGCCGCGACGCGCCCAGCAGCUGGUGGCCAAUGCGAACUAUGCACGCAACUUGGGUCGCAAUACGGAUGCAGCAACGGCAGCGGCUGCAGCGGCAGCGACGGCCAGCUUGAUGCGUGUGGCACAAACGACGAGUGGCAUGAAUACGGGCUUGCGUGCGGCGCUGCGAACGGCGCCGCGGCCCAGAAGCUCCAGUGUGGCGCCCAAAAGGCGACGCACCACAAAUCGCGAUCUCGACCAUUGAAACUAACCCAACUGGACCAAAGACACAGGACACAGGACACAGGACACGCACACGCACACGCACACAGCCACAGCCACAGUCAAUGGUGGCACGUGUCGCAUCUAUAAUAAAUAAAAGAGCAGCUUAACGCAUUUAAUAUUGCCUGAAAGACA